ACGCACUGUACCACUCGGAGCACUCGGAGCUAGUUGGUGUGAAAUAACGGACGUGUGCUCCUGGCUGCCUUGCGAAGGGAGACCAAGACUAGUACAAGUACUAUUACUGCUGGAUAUCCAAGGGCAAGAAGGAAAGAAGACUCCCGUUUCAAAAGUUGGACGUGUCCCGCCCGUUCAGCGCCAUUCUCCCACCCUCUACCACCCCAGCGUUUGAUUGCCGGCUCCCUCCUGCUGACUUGGGUGCUGGCCCGUUGAAACCAAUCGAUAAGAGCUUUGAAGGCGCGCUUAGAUUCUGAAAGCUUUUUCUCUUUGCGGCAGUUUGGGUUUGUUGAAUCUUCGAUCGCGUCUUUCGCUUGUUUGUUCUUUGUAGAGUUUCAUCCAAAACAGAAAGCAGCUGAAAUUUUCAGGAGAAAGCGAAACAAAACAACAACAAGAAAACAAAAAGAUUCGGAAACGGACCGCUGAGAUAAAGGGAAAAAGAAAGAAACAGUGGCAGGGUUGAAGAGCCCCGUUUAUAUAAAUGUCAAACAGAAACGAACGCAGUCGGCUGCUAGCUUCCUUCAAUAACAAAAGGCAGCUGACGUGAGCGUGUGCUCUGUGGUUAAACGAUCUCGAGACGGUUGGAGGAUUUGUUAUGAUGGCGUGAAAUCAAUUUAUUGUUUGUUUGUUUUGGUGUGGUUCACUAGUCUCGUACGUUAUAUAUUAGUAUUGAUUAUUCGGGUUCGAAUUUGUAUGAAAAAUGACCAGUGUCAAAGAGAACCGUCAAAAUCCAGCCGAGUCAUCUCCGACGUAUUGCAACUGUCAGGACGCUGCAAACAGUCACGUUUAUCAGCAGCAACGAAGCUACGUCCGAUUCAAUUUUAGUCAACUGUGCCGAUUCACUGUAUCUCUUCCUCUCAUUGGUCUCGUCAUCUGUUUUGUCUCUGCCAAUAUCUUCCAGCAAAAUGACAUCCAUGAAACUCACUGCAGGGUUUAUAAUGUUAUUCCUUCUAUCAGUGCAAUCACUGGCAUUAGUCCCCAGCGAUACAUCUGGAGAAUUGUUAUCGCCCUCCAUGUGGGUCCCCGAUUCCUCACCUCAUUAGUUUACCACCGAUUUUACCUGAACCAACUAUCCAGAGUUAGUCAACUCAAAAAGAAGAGCUACCUCUGCCAUGUCUGGCUGGCCCUUUCACUUAAUCUCAUUGAGCAGGCUGCCCUUAUUGGAGUUACUUAUGUCUCAAACAGAGAAAACUAUCCUAUCCACGAGAAGAUCUUUAUUGUUUUCAUGGUCAGCUCUCAAGUGCAUAUGCUGAUUGUGCUAAGAUUACUUAAGAUGGCAGAUUUCGGUCGAGAGCUGUCUGAACAGCGCUCUUACUUCUUCAAACGUAGUCUCUUCUACUUGUCCCUUCUCUGCACUUGCGGUCUAUUAGUCUUCUUCGUCAAGCAUCGGGUGUACUGCCACGAUAUGGCCUUCAGCUGGUUCUCGUUCUUUGAGUACUGGAUCGCCGCUACCAACAUGGGCUUCCACGCUACCAUUAUUCUAGAUUUUCCUGACGAAGAUAUUAUUGUUGGAAGCAACUGGAAUAGUUCCAAAACAAAGAUCAAGUGAAUAACAUUAUGCGACUCGUCUUAAAUUUUCUCUUCCAUUUACUCUUUAAUUCAAACUGAAAAGAUGUCAUUUAUGCGCAUAGUUCAAAUUGCUCUAUCGUAGAACUGCACUUAACCUAAUGCAGCUGCACGUUUCCUGGUCAAUUAAAGUCCCUUAUCACAAGGCCUCGGCACUUAACUCACGAAGCCCUUAUAUAUGAUCUCAAUAAUUAUCUCAUCUUUUCUUGUUGAAUCUCUACUAAAAGUAUCCAAAGUGAAAUACUUCAAUUCUUUCUUUGCAUGAAGUCAAUUCCACCCUUUUAUCUCGUUCGUGUUGGACCCCGUGAAUAAGUAAUGAAAAUACAGAUUUAACUCCAGA
Messenger RNA from Daphnia carinata, 1945 nucleotides. RefSeq names its product post-GPI attachment to proteins factor 2-like. Gene Ontology annotation, biological process: GPI anchor biosynthetic process. The record is from RefSeq and is a predicted model, not a curated record. The coding region runs from base 740 to 1588 and encodes 282 amino acids. The transcript has 4 exons. Lineage: Eukaryota; Metazoa; Arthropoda; Branchiopoda; Diplostraca; Daphniidae. Gene Ontology annotation, cellular component: endoplasmic reticulum membrane; Golgi membrane.